AUGCUGAGGGCCAUCGUCCGCACCGCGCGCCCCCGUGCUGCGUCCACGUGCAUGCACGGUUCUCGUAGCAAGCACACACUGGUGCUCAUGCGUCAUGGCGAAAGCGAGUGGAACAAGACCAAUCAAUUCACUGGCUGGUAUGAUGCCCCGUUGAGCGCGAAAGGUCACGAAGAAGCGAAAGCUGCCGGCAAGGCCGUUGCCGACGCCCGUUUGACGUUUGAUGUGGCGUACACGUCGUACUUGAGUCGUGCCAUCCGCACGUGCUGGCAUGUCUUGGAGCAAUCCGAUCAAAUUUUCGUCCCGAUCCAUAACGAAUGGCGCUUGAAUGAACGACAUUAUGGUGGCCUCACCGGGCUCGACAAAACAGAAACCGUCCGAAAGCACGGCAAAGAACAAGUGUUGAUCUGGCGCCGCAGCUACGACAUCCCGCCUCCCCAGUUGACGACAGAUAGUGAGUACUACCCCGGUCACGACCGCCGAUAUGGUCACCUGAAGAAAGAAGACUUGCCAUUGAGUGAGUCGCUCGAGAUGACCGCUGCGCGCGUGAUGCCAGUGUGGGAAUGCGACAUCGUACCUAACAUUCGCGACGGUAAGAACGUCCUGAUUGCUGCCCAUGGCAACAGUCUGCGCGCGCUCAUCAUGCACCUGGACAACAUUUCCAAGCACGACAUCACGGAACUGAACGUACCGACUGGCGUGCCGCUCGUGUACCAUUUGGACGACAACAUGACUCCAAUUCCCCACAAAGACGCGAUCGCUCCAUUGAGCGGACACUACCUAGGCAACCAGGAAGAGAUUCGGGCGCGCAUUUUGGGCGUCAAGAACCAAACCAAGUAGUCAUGUCCGAAAAUCCAGCGAAAGGCUCGACCUUGUCCAGUCGGACGAGUUGAUAUUCCCACCUUACUCUGCACGCAAUCCCAUCAAUACACAAUUGUCCAUUUACAGCACGACUGUCGUCAUAGCGUUGAAGGGCAGCACGCCUACGAGAGAGUUCUCUAGCCAUCGAACUGAGAAGACCUAGAGAUAGUCACAAUCUCCUUUACGGACAACAUUUCACAAUUCUUCUUCCCA
Messenger RNA from Aphanomyces invadans, 1071 nucleotides. RefSeq lists its product as hypothetical. Bases 1 to 837 code for a protein of 278 amino acids. The transcript has a single exon. NCBI's taxonomy places the organism in Eukaryota, Oomycota, Saprolegniomycetes, Saprolegniales, Verrucalvaceae. The record is from RefSeq and is a predicted model, not a curated record. Gene Ontology annotation, molecular function: intramolecular phosphotransferase activity. Gene Ontology annotation, biological process: glycolytic process.